AUGCCGUCCGAAGUCGACACCAAGGAGGCACGGGAGGUGAACCGCCAGUCCCUUGUGAUAGACGAGGAGAAAUCAGCGUCUGUCGCGCCAGCACCCGCCAACGAGCAACGCGAGGUCGUGACGCCUGCCCUGCAAGAGGGCGACGCACCCGCGACGAGCAACUGGGAGAUCCGCUCAUGGUACCUCUACUACAUCGGGGCCAACGGCCUCGCGCUCUUCAACUUUGGCCCGACGGCCUUCCAGAACCUCCUUGACCAGGCAGCCGGCGACUCGGAGCUGCUGUACUUUGCCGGCCGCGCGCGCGACGUCAACAGCAUCGUGCUUCUCGCCAACGGCAUGUCGUUUGCUAUACAGGCGGCGCUGUUCCUCGUCAUCGGCGCCUACGCCGACUUUGGCACCGGCCGCCGCUGGGUCCUGCUCGUCUGGUCCGUCAUCGCGUACGGCAUCGGCUUCGGCUGGCUUGGCGUCCACGACGCCGCCAGGUGGAAGGUCGCCGCCGGCCUGUACAUUAUCGGCCUGGUCGCCUACCAGCUCACCCUGACCUACUGGACCGCGGCGUUCCCCUCGCUGGCCCGGAACACGGCGCACCUCAGGGCGUCCCGCGCGGCGUACGAGGCGGGCGAAAUCACCCAGCGGGAGCUGGACGGGCGGGACGAGAUGGAGCGCAGCAGACUUAGCAACGUGGCGUUUUGGAUCCAGUCGUGCGGCGAGAUUGCCAUCCUCGCCGUCAUCGUGGGCAUCAUGUUUGGCCUGCGCGUGGACGACAACCCGUCCAAUAAUAACUGGGGCCUCUCUGUUCUCGUCGCAUUCGCCACGGCGUGCUGGCUCGCGCUGUCUAUUCCCUGGUUCGUGCUGGAGAAGAAGCGCCCCGGGAUGAGGAUCCCGCCCGGCAGGAACAUUGUCACCGUCGGCCUGUGGCAGCUGUACGAGGCCCUGGGGCAGAUUUGGCGCCUCAAGCAGAGCCUGGUGUACCUCGCUGGCUACUUUCUGCUGGGCGACUCGCUCAACACCACCGUCACCGUCAUCGCCACUUUGCAGAACCAGGUCGUCAGCUACAACACCCUCACGCUGACGUACCUCCUCAUAGUCGGUAUUGGCGCCCAGGCUCUGGGCAUCGGCGGCUUCUGGCUCAUCCAGAAGAGGUUCAACCUCAGCGCCAAGACCAUGUUCAACGCCGUGAUGGUCUUUAUUGUCCUCCUUGACGGCUGGGGCAUGGUCGGCAAUUGGACUGACAGGUUCGGCUUUAAAAAUGUCUGGGAGGUGUGGCUAUACCAGGCUUAUUACGGAUUCGUCGUGUGCCCCUGGUACAGUUACUCGCAGAUCAUGAUUAGUUCUGUGACGCCCCGGGGACACGAGUUCCUCUUUUUUUCUGUCUUUAAUAUCAUUGGCAAGGCGUCUAGUUUUAUUGGGCCCUUGAUUAGCAGCGCUAUCAUCGAUGCUACGCCCGGCGGGCAGAAUAACAGCGCCCCGUUUUAUUUCUUAUUUGCGCUAAGCCUACUAAGCGCCCUGGGGAUAUGGGCGUUUCUGGACCUCGAGAAGAGCGCGAGGGAACAAGAGGCGUUUCUUGUCGAGGAGAAGGAGAGGGUCUAUGGGGAGGAUACUGCCGCCGCGAAGGAGAAGCUGGCAGCGUAG
Messenger RNA from Metarhizium brunneum ARSEF 3297, 1632 nucleotides. RefSeq names its product Autophagy-related protein 22. The record is from RefSeq and is a predicted model, not a curated record. NCBI's taxonomy places the organism in Eukaryota, Fungi, Ascomycota, Sordariomycetes, Hypocreales, Clavicipitaceae.